CCUCUAAAUUAAUGCCGAGAAAAGAAAAUACCGUAAACAAAAGUGAAGUGCCCUUAUCAGUAAUGAAUUGUAUGUAAAUUCUUAAAACACUGGCGACUCAAAACUCUUUCAGUAAGUAAAAUGUUGCUCAGGAUGAAGCUUGUCCUAGUUUUAUCGAUUUUGCUCAUUGCGUGUCAGUGUAAAAAAGCCAAUGAUGGACAAAAACCCGACUGGGCAAAGAAGGAUAUCAGGGACUUUUCAGACGCUGACAUGGAAAGAUUGUUAGAUCAAUGGGAGGAAGACGAGGAGCCACUGGAACCGGACGAACUUCCUGAAUACCUCAGACCGCAGCCUGCCCUAGAUUUUAGUAAAAUCAAAGGUAAUGACCCAGAAAGCAUACUAAAGCUGUCUAAAAAAGGGAGGACUUUGAUGGUUUUCGUUACCGUCACUGGAAACCCUACUCCAGAAGAGACAGAAAAAAUAACGAAGCUCUGGCAGACUAGUCUGUGGAACAACCACAUUCAGACAGAAAGGUAUCCAGUCGCAGAUAAUAGGGUUAUUCUCAUGUUCAAAGAUGGCUCCUUGGCAUGGGAUGCUAAAGACUUUCUAAUAGAACAAGAAAGAUGUCUAGAAGUAACUAUAGAAAAUAAGAGCUACCCAGGAAAAUAUUCUGCUGUUGAACCAGAAGAUACCGUAAAAUCGGAACUGUAAGCUGUGAGACGGCAACAAUGCUCUAGAACUUUAAUUUAAGAAGUGGUUCUCUCUCUUAGAGACAUUCCGGCUAAUUUUCAAAUUCUACUUGGAUGUUAAUUCUUGUACCAAGUUUUUUUAUUGUGUUUUUUUUUUGUGUGAACUGUGUCAACGUGUUGUCACUUCCCAAUUAUGAUCUGAAAGUCCUAUCAUGUGUGUGACUUUUUCGACUGCGGUAACAUUAACCUUAAUUGUAAAAAUUAAAGUAGGUUAAGUAUCUAGUCUGUGAUCUACAAAAACUUUUGUUUUUUCAAUAACCAUUGAUUAUGAGUGCCA
Molecule: messenger RNA, 1005 nt
Organism: Bemisia tabaci
Lineage: Eukaryota; Metazoa; Arthropoda; Insecta; Hemiptera; Aleyrodidae
Gene: boca
Product: LDLR chaperone boca
Biological process (GO): protein folding
Source: RefSeq, a predicted model, not a curated record